GAAAAUCACUUCCUCAAUUUGCUGCUUUGUGAUGGCUGCUCAAACGUUCACUUUUUUGUGUGUAAUAAUAUGUAUAUUAUGGACAAAAAACCUCGCAGAAACUUCAGCCCCAAAUAUUAUCAUUAUGCUUAUGGACGACAUGGGUUGGGGUGACCUGGGGGUGCUGGGUCAGCCCUCCAAGGAGACCCCUAACCUGGAUGCCAUGGCUGCACAGGGCAUGCUGCUUCCAAACUUCUACACUGCCAACCCUCUCUGUUCACCAUCGAGAGCUGCACUUCUCACUGGGAGGCUGCCUGUCCGGAAUGGCUUCUACACCACUAAUGGCCACGCCAGAAACGCAUAUACGCCGCAGGAGAUUGUGGGAGGGAUCUCCAGGGAUGAGAUUCUGUUACCUCAGAUGCUGAAAAAGAAAGGAUAUGUCAGCAAGAUAGUUGGAAAAUGGCAUCUGGGCCACAGAGCGCAGUACCUGCCCACCAAGAACGGCUUCGACGAGUGGUUCGGAGCGCCCAACUGCCAUUUUGGGCCCUACAACAACAGCGGGCGCCCCAACAUUCCCGUCUAUAACAACUCUGAGAUGGCGGGCAGAUACUAUGAGGAGUUUAAGAUUGACAGGAAGACUGGAGAGUCCAACCUCACGCAGAUUUACUUGCAGGAAGGUCUUGACUUCAUCGUCCGGCAGACCGUGGCCCAACAGCCCUUUUUCCUGUACUGGGCGGCUGACGCCACUCAUUCCCCAGUCUACGCUUCCAGACGCUUCCUCGGGAAGAGCCAGCGAGGCCGCUAUGGCGAUGCCGUGAUGGAGCUGGACCACAGCGUCGGUCAGAUCCUGUCACUGCUGAGGACUCUGGGUAUCGAAAAUAACACCUUUGUUUUCUUUACCUCGGACAAUGGAGCCGCGCUCACGUUGGGCCCAAACCAGAGUGGCAGCAACGGGCCCUUCCUCUGUGGGAAGGAGACCACCUAUGAAGGGGGCAUGAGGGAGCCUGCCAUCGCCUGGUGGCCCGGAAACAUCGCAGCAGGCACGGUGAGUUUCCAACUGGGCAGUGUGAUGGACCUGUACACUACUAGUUUAGCGCUGGUUGGCAUCAGCCCUCCUGAUGAUCGAGUCCUGGAUGGACUGGACCUGACACCAAUCCUCCUGAAUACGUCCCAACCACUGCAAAACAGACCUAUCUUCUAUUACCGUGGGAAUGAGCUAAUGGCGGUCAGGCUUGGACAAUACAAGGCCCACUACUGGACUUGGACAAACUCGUGGGAUGAGUUUAAAAAGGGUGUGAACUUCUGUCCGGGUCAGGAGGUGCUGGGCGUGACCACACACGAGCAGACGGAGCACACCAUGCAGCCUCUCAUUUUCCACCUGGGCCGGGAUCCUGGGGAGAAGUUCCCUAUCAGUGUUUUGACCGGGGAAUACCAGGAGGUUCUGGGCCGCAUCUCUCCAGUUGUGGAGGAGCACAGGAAGACGCUCACACCAGGUGUUCCCCAGCUCAACAUGUGCGACCGGGCUGUGAUGAACUGGGCUCCAGCCGGCUGUGAGAAGUUAGGAAAAUGUCUCAAAGUUCCAAAAUCGGCUCCUUGGAAGUGCGAAUGGCCGCACUGACUGCAGAUGAGCAAUGAAACUUUUAUUUUUAUUUUUUAGUUUUAAUAGGCAACUGUUUGACAUUAAACAUCAUAUCAUUUCAAAGUCAGCUGGGAUAAGCUCCACCCAUGUGAACAUGCUAAGUAAACAUACAGUAAUUCAUGAAUGGAGUGUGUGUUCUGAUACGGUAAGUCUGUUUUUUAUUGUA
Messenger RNA from Nerophis lumbriciformis (worm pipefish), 1784 nucleotides. It is a transcript of the gene galns, whose product is annotated as galactosamine (N-acetyl)-6-sulfatase. Gene Ontology annotation, molecular function: arylsulfatase activity; N-acetylgalactosamine-6-sulfatase activity. Lineage: Eukaryota; Metazoa; Chordata; Actinopteri; Syngnathiformes; Syngnathidae. The record is from RefSeq and is a predicted model, not a curated record.